This is a messenger RNA of Penicillium concentricum, 261 nucleotides long. Its product is annotated as Major facilitator superfamily domain general substrate transporter. The transcript has a single exon. The record is from RefSeq and is a predicted model, not a curated record. NCBI's taxonomy places the organism in Eukaryota, Fungi, Ascomycota, Eurotiomycetes, Eurotiales, Aspergillaceae. The coding region runs from base 1 to 261 and encodes 86 amino acids.
AUGAUGCCUUCAACCACAGAUGUCCUUUCCCUGGAGCACCAGCAAAAUCAACCACCUACGGCCUCGGAAUCAAUAAUUGAACCUCUCAACAUUGAAUCUAGCCCAAACACAGAGCCAAACUACCCAACAGGCCCCAAAUUCUGGUUCACCAUCAUCUCACUAUGUGUGGUCCUUAUCUUCGGAGGCCUGGACGCCAACAUCGUCGCCACACCCGUGCCGAGCACCACUAACCCCUUCCACACUGUCGCUCACGUGGGAUGA